Molecule: messenger RNA, 1470 nt
Organism: Morone saxatilis (striped sea-bass)
Lineage: Eukaryota; Metazoa; Chordata; Actinopteri; Moronidae
Gene: mettl21a
Product: methyltransferase like 21A
Exons: 3
Coding region: 633-1367 (244 amino acids)
Biological process (GO): peptidyl-lysine methylation
Cellular component (GO): cytoplasm; cytosol
Molecular function (GO): protein-lysine N-methyltransferase activity
Source: RefSeq, a predicted model, not a curated record
GGGAGAGCUAAGGAAGCGGAGAGGUGGCGAGGGCUGGGGUUUGGAAACGAUAGCCAGCGUUAGCUUUCAUCUCGUCGCAUUUUGCAGGACACGUCUUGGAUGUCAAAUCCGCCGAAGAAGUUAAGUUCAGAGGAACCGGAAACGACCCUGCGGCUACGUAGUUGUGAGCUUCACGUGCAGGCCCCGCCCCCUCCAUUACAGAGAACACACAGCCGUUGAGAAAAACCUUCGUAGACACGCCCAUCAUAAAAUCAGGCCCUCCCAUUGGUCACCGCCAGCUAAGCAGUCACCUGAUUGGCUGGAAAUGCCAACGCGUUACGAUACAUAGACGCUUGAAUGGACUCUAUUCCUUACGUUGUUUUUUCAACGUAGCGACGUUGUGAAGUGACGAGGCAGAACAUUUGCGUGAUGAUAUUGGAUAUUUCGGAGAAAACAGACGACGGUAGGAUUUAAAAGAAGAAAACGGACACUGAAGGCGGUAGUUCGCUCCACAAGAUGGCAGUAAUGACUCGGGAAAUCAGCUCGCUGCCUUAAAAACCUCAAAGAAGGAGAACCACACUGCGCAUGCGUAAAUGAAAAAGGGACACCAGGUAAAUAUGGCUGUAUAGUGCAGUUUCUGUUCAUUUCACAGCAUGGCUCUGGUUCCGUACGUGGAGAACUCGUUACCUGCGCUCUCCAAACUCCACAACUCAUCAGCACAGUUUCACUUCGCCAACCACGACCUCCGUCUCGCCCAGGACUGGAAAAAGCUUGGGGUCGCAGCAGUUGUGUGGGAUGCGGCGGUUGUUAUGUGCAUGUACCUGGAGCUGGGGAAGGUGGAGGUGAAGGGGAAGGAAGCUAUUGAACUGGGAGCUGGCACUGGACUGGUGGGCAUUGUGACAGCCCUGCUGGGUGAGUUCAUAGACUUUUUAAAGGGUAUUAAACAUGAUUUUACUGUAUCAGUCAAUGUCAUAUUCUUAACCUUUCAAGGUGCCAAAGUGACCAUCACUGACAGACAGCCUGCCCUGGACUUCCUGUCUGCCAAUGUGAAGGCAAACCUGCCCCCAGACUCCCAGGGUGCAGUGGUUGUGUCUGAGCUGACCUGGGGCGAGGGCCUCGAACAAUACCCAGCAGGGGGAUUCGAGCUGGUGCUGGGAGCAGACAUCGUUUACCUGGAGGACACCUUUGUGCCACUGCUGCGGACUCUGGAGCACCUGUGUUCGGACACCGGUGUGGUGUUACUGGCCUGUAAGAUCCGCUACAAGCGAGACACAGACUUCCUGAGCAUGCUGAAGCAGCGGUUCACAGUCGAAGAGGUCUACUACGACAAACAGAGGGACAUCCAUGUGUAUAAAUCUUGGAAACUGCCACCUAGGGAGGAUUUGUGACAACUGAGUGCUAUUUAGUCAGUUUUCAUUCAUUGAUUGUGUUCUUAUUUGUAAUUAUUUACUGUUUUUUUGCAUAAGAAUCAAAUAAAAUGUUCAAAAAUCA